AUUACGAAGAAACCAACCCAAACCCAAAAACUCGUUUUUACAGAAAGAAACCAAAACCCUCUCCCCCAAACGCAGCGUUUUGAACCAUUUCUUCUUGUUAUUCAAUGGCGACAAGUAAAAGCUACUACGCCAGGCCCAACUACCGGUACCUGCCGACCGAUCACCACCACCAGACACUCGGCGGCGACUCGGCAUUCGAACUCGACGAGUCCGACAUCUACAACUUCGCCCGGUCCAGCUCGCCGGAGUACCGCAAGCCGGCGAUGAGCUCCCGCGGGGCGUCGAAGAAGUCGUCGUCGGCCUCGUCCAAGCGCUCCGACGCCGGUGACCUUAGUGGCGGGACGGCGGCGUCGCUGCCGGUGGGGAUUCCGGACUGGUCCAAGAUUCUGAGGGACGAGUACCGGGAAAACCGGAGGAGUGAUGACGACGACGACGUGGACGAAGACGAGUGGUCCGCAGGGAGCGUGCGGGUCCCGCCGCACGAGUUUUUGGCGAGGCAGAUGGCGAGGACGAGAAUCGCGUCCUUCUCGGUGCACGAAGGCGUGGGGAGGACGCUGAAGGGGAGGGAUCUGAGCCGGGUCCGUAAUGCGAUUUGGGAAAAAACCGGGUUCGAAGAUUAAUUAGCAGAACAAUUUUUUCCUUUCUGAAUUUCCAAGAAGAAAAAUUGCAGAGUUCCAGGAGGGGGGGUAAUUUUACGGGAAUUAUUGGUUAGAUUUUUUUUUUUUUCCCGAAUUUCUUGUAUCUUGUUUCUGAAUUUGUUCACGUAUUAUUGUGACGGAUGCGAUCGAGAUGAUCCUUAUUUUCAUAUAUUGUAAUGUAAUCCUAACAGGGACGAUUUUCUUGAAAUUUUCUCGAGGUUAAAUUU
Fragaria vesca subsp. vesca is the source of this 865-nucleotide messenger RNA. RefSeq lists its product as uncharacterized. The record is from RefSeq and is a predicted model, not a curated record. The transcript has a single exon. The coding region runs from base 105 to 620 and encodes 171 amino acids. Lineage: Eukaryota; Viridiplantae; Streptophyta; Magnoliopsida; Rosales; Rosaceae.